Eupeodes corollae is the source of this 1186-nucleotide messenger RNA. RefSeq names its product alpha- and gamma-adaptin-binding protein p34. The transcript is spliced from 4 exons. NCBI's taxonomy places the organism in Eukaryota, Metazoa, Arthropoda, Insecta, Diptera, Syrphidae. The coding region runs from base 197 to 1054 and encodes 285 amino acids. The record is from RefSeq and is a predicted model, not a curated record.
ACAUCCCUAAAGUUAAAUGUCAAAACACAAAAUAAAACUGUAAAAACUCUUAACAACUCCGUAUUUUUCUUUGUCCCAAUUAAAAAAUAAUUAAAAACUAAAACUGUUUUAUUGUUUUGUAAUUUUUCUUAAGUGUUUUGCAUCCAGUUGACAGAAUUUUGUUUCCAAAUAAAACAUUCCGAAAUAACCCUCCAUCAUGAUUGAGUCACCAAUCGUACUGAUUGCAUCCGAAGGAAAGGUUUCUCCAUUGGAAAUAAUAAACAAAAUUCGUAAAAUUGAUGAAAAAGAGGAUCAUGUUUCCAUUGACGUCGGAACACCACUCAAUUUCAAAGCAUACAAAUAUCAUUUGACUACAAAAUAUUACAAAACAAACUUAUUGCUGCUUCCACUCGAAACCGAACUUGACCAAGUGCCUGCGGAAAUCAUUGAAAGUGUAGAAGCCUUUUUAAUCUACUUCGACUCGGGAAAUCGGGGAUUCUCUAAGAGAAUUGGUUUCUAUGCUGAUUUCGUUAAAGCCCACCAAAUCGAAUUGGGUAUCCUGCUCUGUGAUCGACUUUAUGAUGAUUCAAAUGAAGGUAUAACCUACAAAGAAGCCAAACAAGGAUCCAACCUGCUGUUUGAUGUGAUAGAGCUGGAAAGAUCUAGAGAAGAAGACGAAGAGGAUGACCCCAAUGAUCCGUUGGGCUACGAUGAAGUGCAACAAGCGUUAAGGAGUUUUGUUUGGUCUAAUAUCGAUGUUAGUUCGGGUGCAAACAAAAACUUCUUGAAAACAAUUGGCCUUGCAUCGCCCACAACCGCCGAGACAAGUUCAGAUGAGAAUUCAGUCGAAGCCCAAUUGGAAAUAUUUGAGAAUCUUCUAUCACAAGUUCAAUCUUUUCGAACAGAAACUGCAACAUGGUCCAGAGACCAAGUGCUUGACCACGCUGAAAAGCUGGCUGAGGAAUUUGUUCGAAUGAUGAAUGAAGAAGGAGUCGGUGAUGAAGAUGACGAUGAUGAUAAAGAAGCCAACGAAAAUGAUGUCAAAUAUAUUGACGUUAAUGGCAGCAGUAAAUAGUCUUAAUCUCAAUGCUUUAAGAAAAAACAAACUGUUAAACUGUUAGAAUAAAUAAUAACCAUAAAAUAUAUUUGUUUAGUGAAUUAAAAAUAAAAGAACUGUAAAUUAUUCUAAAAUAAUAAAAAAAAACAG